Messenger RNA from Marmota monax (woodchuck), 1643 nucleotides. It is a transcript of the gene Agpat4, whose product is annotated as 1-acylglycerol-3-phosphate O-acyltransferase 4. The record is from RefSeq and is a predicted model, not a curated record. Bases 465 to 1601 code for a protein of 378 amino acids. The transcript has 9 exons. Gene Ontology annotation, cellular component: endomembrane system; mitochondrial outer membrane. NCBI's taxonomy places the organism in Eukaryota, Metazoa, Chordata, Mammalia, Rodentia, Sciuridae. Gene Ontology annotation, molecular function: 1-acylglycerol-3-phosphate O-acyltransferase activity.
GCAGCACUUAAGGGUACUCCCAGGGCUGCUCUUCCUGGUUCCCGAGGCUGUGGCUGGAUGGAAUCCAAGGUUUUCUUUCAACCUUUUGUCGAAUUUCAUCACUGUUAAGUUUAAAGGCAGAUCUGGAAAGAUACUGCCAGGGCUCAUCUUGGACAGAGUUGGAAAUGAGAAUGGGAGAAAUGGAUUGAUCCAGCAGUGAGAUUUGCUCUGUCUCCCAUCUCUAUGGGCUCCUCCUGAGCAGUCAAUUCUCUGUGGGCAGAGGUUAACCAAGGCUGAUGAAAUUUUAAAGCACCAAGCACAUCUUCUUCCCGGGAUGCUGUAGCCAGAAGCAUACAGUCAAUGCGGUCAUCUGAAAUUUUACCCUGGAUCCUACUCCGGCUUUUCCUGAGUCCUGGGUCUUCCUUUCGUCUGGACAUAUUCUACCGCAGCUAUUUAUUUAUUUUUGAACAAGAACAUAUCACGUCAUGGACCUCGUUGGACUGCUGAAGUCCCAGUUCCUGUGCCACCUGGUUUUCUGCUACGUGUUCAUCGCCUCGGGGCUCAUCAUCAACGCCACGCAGCUCUGCACGCUCGUCCUCUGGCCCAUCAACAAGCAGCUCUUCAGGAAGAUCAACUGCAGACUGUCCUACUGCGUCUCUAGCCAGCUGGUGAUGUUGCUGGAGUGGUGGUCGGGCACAGAGUGCACCAUCUACACGGACCCGAGGGCCUUCUCCAAGUAUGGCACGGAGAACGCCAUCGUCGUCCUCAACCACAAAUUUGAAAUCGACUUCCUCUGCGGCUGGAGCCUGGCGGAGCGCUUCGGGAUCUUAGGGAACUCCAAGGUCCUGGCCAAGAAGGAGCUGUCUUACGUCCCAAUCAUUGGCUGGAUGUGGUACUUCACGGAAAUGAUCUUCUGCACACGCAAGUGGGAGCAAGAUCGUGAGACAGUCGCCAGGAGCCUGCUGCACCUCCGGGAUUACCCCGAGAAGUAUCUUUUCCUGAUCCACUGCGAGGGCACACGGUUCACAGAGAAGAAACACCAGAUCAGCAUGCAGGUGGCCCAAGCCAAGGGGUUGCCCAGCCUCAAACACCACCUGCUGCCACGCACCAAGGGCUUCGCCAUCACCGUGAGGUGCUUGAGGGAUGUAGUCCCAGCUGUAUAUGACUGUACACUCAAUUUCAGAAAUAAUGAAAACCCAACACUGCUGGGAGUCCUAAAUGGAAAGAAAUAUCAUGCCGAUUGCUAUGUCAGGCGGAUUCCAAUGGAAGACAUCCCCGAAGACGAGGACAAGUGCUCGGCCUGGCUCCACAAGCUCUACCAGGAGAAGGAUGCUUUUCAGGAGGAGUACUACAGGACAGGUGUCUUCCCAGAGACCCCCCGGGUCCCCCCGCGGCGGCCCUGGGCCCUGCUCAACUGGCUGUUCUGGGCCUCGCUGUUGCUUUACCCUUUCUUCCAGUUCCUGGUCAGCAUGGUCAGCAGUGGCUCUUCUGUGACGCUGGCCACCUUCAUCCUCGUCUUCUGCAUGGCUUCCAUGGGAGUUCGAUGGAUGAUUGGUGUGACAGAAAUCGACAAGGGCUCUGCCUAUGGCAACAUCGACAACAAACAGAAGCAGAGUGACUAACUCAGGGAUGUGUCACCUCCAAAGGGAACCUUGGGGAACUGG